Molecule: messenger RNA, 3387 nt
Organism: Camellia sinensis
Lineage: Eukaryota; Viridiplantae; Streptophyta; Magnoliopsida; Ericales; Theaceae
Source: RefSeq, a predicted model, not a curated record
UCUUUUAAGUUGGAAAAUGUUAGUUUGUAUUGAUCACACAUAGCUCAUAAGCUCUGGCUUCACUGAGGCCAAAGAAAUAUGGCUGAGUCUGUUGUCUCGUUUGCAGCUAAAUGGAUCGGCAAUUUGUUGAUUCAAGAAGCUAAAUCCUUAUAUGGAGUGCGCGAUCAAGUUGAAGAUUUGGUGAGAGAGUUAAGGCGGAUGCAAUGUUUUUUAAAAGAUGCAGAUGCAGAUGCAAAACAAGUAGAAAAUGAGAUUAUCCGUAAUUUGGUUGCGGAAAUCAGAGAAAUUGCUUAUGAUGCAGAGGAUGUGAUAGCAACUUUUGUAUUUAAGGCGAGGCUUUCGAAACCUCGGCGCAAGAUUGGCUCUGAAAUUAGAAGGAUUAAAAGCAAGAUCACUAAGCUUACUGCAGCAUUUCCAACUUAUGGCCUAAUUGCUAUGGCCCCUGAAAGAGAAGGUCCAUGUUCUGCUCUUCAAGGGCAAUUUCAGUUACGACGGACUUAUUCCCAUGUUGAAGAUGAGGAUUUUAUUGGUUUUGAGCAAGACAUAAAGACACUAGUGGAUCAAUUGGUCAGAGAAGAAGCCAAACACCGUAAGGUUGUUUCAAUUUGCGGUAUGGGGGGUUUGGGAAAGACUACCCUUGCUAGGAAAGUUUACCAUCACCAAGACGUUAGGGGCAAUUUUGAAGCCUUUGCUUGGGUCUCAAUAUCACAACAAUGGGAUCGAAAAGAUGUUCUGCAAAGGAUCCUGACUACACUCAUUCCAGAGAAAAGUGGGCAGAUUGUGACUAUGAUAGAUGACCAGUUAGUGAAGUUACUCUAUCAAGUUCAACAAGAGAAAAAAUGCUUAGUUGUUCUUGAUGACAUUUGGUCAUUACGUGCUUGGGAGUGCUUAUCACCGGCAUUUCCUCAAGGAAAUCCUAUGGGCAGCAAAAUAAUCGUUACUACUCGUAAUAAAGAGGUGGUAACAUCUAUGGAUCCAAGUGGUUUUGUCCAUGAACCCAACUGUUUAAGCCCAGACGAGAGCUGGAAGUUAUUUGAAAAAACAAAAACAAAUACUACAGAUUUCGAAGUUGACACAAUGAUGAAGAAGUUAGGAAUAGAAAUGGUUGAACAAUGUGGGGGCUUACCACUAGCCAUUGUAGUACUUGGAGGACUUCUAGGAACAAACUUGACCCUGAGUCAUUGGCAGAAAGUGCAACAAAAUUUUAAUUCAUAUGGAAAAAGGGGAGGAGGACAAGAUGCAAGAGUAUUGGAUGUGUUAGCUUUGAGUUACCAAGACUUACCAUAUCAGGUCAAGGCAUGUUUCCUUUAUUUGGGCAAUUAUCCGGAGGAUUUCAACAUUAAUGCAGAGAGACUAUAUCAAUUGUGGAUGGCUGAAGGCUUCAUAUCCCAAGAAGAAAGAGGAGAAGAUGAAACAAUGAUGGAUGUAGCGGAACGUUACAUGGGUGAACUAGCACAAAGGUGCAUGGUUCAGGUGGAAUUGCAGUCAGAGGAGGAUUCAAUAGUUAGAGGAAGUAGAGGGUUUCGAUAUUGUCGACUUCAUGAUCUCAUGAGAGAUUUAUGUUUGUCGAAGGCAAAAGAGGAAAAUUUUCAUCAGGUCAUUGAAUAUGGGCAUAUGAAUCAGCAAGAGCAUCCCUCUUCUUCAUCCAUGGUAAAAUCAAUUGGUGGUAACACUUGCAGUAAAAUACAGAGACUUGUCAUCAAUCUAGUUAAGAAGGAUAGUAACUUUUGUCUCUUUGAACAAGGAGAAAGAGCUUGGCAUAUUCGGACAAUUUUAUUCUUCAGACGUGAUGUUUGUCAUUAUCCGUCUGGAGAACAAUUGACCCGUUUCUCCAAAGAAUCUAAAUUUCUAAGAGUUAUAAAUUUCGAUGGAAAUCAAGUUUGCAAUUCACAAGGAACAAAAGAGUUACCAAAAGAAAUAGGAAACCUAAUCCUUUUGAGGCACUUGGGUCUAAAUAGGAUUGCAUUCACAAAGUUGCCAUCAUCAAUAGGCAACCUUAGACACUUGCAAACCCUUGAUUUGCGAACAUGCUACCCUAAGGAGAUCAUCCGUGUUCCAAAUGUGUUGUGGAAGAUGGAAGGAUUGGUACAUCUUUAUCUUCCUCAUCAUGGUUUCUUUCGUACAAAAGGCAAACUACGAGUUGAUGGUUUGAGGAAUUUGGAAACGCUAGAAAACUUGUAUUCAAAAAAGGUUAAUGUUAGAGAUCUCUCCAAAUUAACCAAUCUCCGGAGAUUGAAGAAUGUAUGCGUAAAGGGAAAGCUUGAGGACCUAACAAUGGUCAAUAACUACAUCCUUAACAGCAACCAUCAUCGACUACAGCACACAUCGGUUAUUAUUGAAGAUUGUGAUUUGUGUUCGGAAGAUGGAUUAAGCCUCCUAAGACAACUGCUUGGGUGUGUUUGCCUCGUUCAAUUGAAGAUAAAUGGGAUUAUAGGUAAGUUACCACAAUAUGAACACCAGUUAUUAUGCCCAUGCCUCACUUCUUUAUACCUGUCAGGCUCUCAACUUAAGGAAGACCCAAUGGCAACACUGCAGAAGCUACCUAACUUAAGGAUUCUAUACUUAGAUUUUGCCUUUGUAGGAAAUGAAAUGGUUUGCUCUGCUCAUGGUUUUCCUCAUCUUAAGAGUCUAACGCUUUCGCAUUUAGAAAUUGAGGAAUGGACGGUGGAUGACGGAGCCGUGCCUAAACUUUCUUAUCUACGGAUUGCAUCCUGCAAGAAAUUGAAGAUGCUUCCGAAUGGAUUGAGAUUCGUCCCUACCCUCCAAGGAUUGGAGAUUACCUGGAUGCCUAAAGCAUUCAAUGACAGGCUUCGAGUGGUUGAUGGCCUAUAAGGAGAGGAUUUUCACAAAAUUAGCCACAUCCCUUCCAUUCGUUUUUCAAGUGAACAGAAUUGAAGGCAAUGCUGUUUGGGAGGUUCUUGUCACUGCAGGAGUUCAUGUUCAAAAUCCAGAUUGGGGAAUUUCAUUUACCAAACAGCUAAUUUGUUGCCGGAUGAUGAUAUCGUCUUAGUGCUUCCUACUAUGCUGCUUCUUCAACCUUGAUGGCAGAGGCAACGAGCUUGUCUGGAAGCUCUUAGAUGGUUCAAGCAUAUAUCAAUGGAUAUCUGUGUGGUGUUCACUUGUUGACAAAUAUAGUUCUAAUUAAUCUGGUGAAGUUACUUUGGCUGGAGACUUGUGUGGACUUUAAUUUGUUUGGAAGACAUUAAAACUAUAUGUAAUUUGUUUGCUUGUUUAAGUUUUUAUUUUGUUGUUACUAAAGCUACUUGGUAGGCUGUUCAUGCAGCUCAUGUUCUACCUAAUAAGUUUGCUUUCAAUAAGAUCAGUUAGUUUGUCAUGUACUUGUUUAGUUUUAUAUAUUUAUGGGUAAAAUUAUAUUUGUGGUCUCUA